UUGUUCAGAAUGGUCUAACGAGAAUUAGAAUCCAUCUAAUUGGCAAGCUUGGCUGUGGGAAUUAUGAGAACUGAAAUUGAGUUCAUUGGCAAGACGCUAGCCUGGAGAAGGUAAAACAGGAACCAACCACACGACAGUUGACAAACUAAGUACCCAGUUACAAAGACCACGCAUUUAUGCUAAGCAUGGAGAAAUAUGUCCUUUUUCAAGAACUGUUUGAGUAAUCUGAAAAGUUACAUAUUGCACAAGAUUUUAGCGGAAAGUCUUGUCUGAGGAUUGCUUUUUUUUUUUUUUUUUUUGUCUUCGGGGAGGAAGGAUCAGCCAAAGGUGGUUGCGGUUUGGUUUGUUUCUGCUCCGGGACUAACUAUUCAGUGAGAGGCGGAAGGAUUGGGAAGGCUUCGACCCGGGGCGGAAGAAAAGGACCGAGACGAGCGUCCCCAAACCGGACCGCAAACUCUCAGCACCCAGGGCCCGUGCCAUGCAAACUCAGGGGGCGUGAGAGGUCCUUUUGCCCCACCCUUGUGGGCCGGGGAACGGAUCGGCCAUGGGGAGGGCGAAGAAAGACCCCGGCAGUGGCGUUAAGUCUUUCCCUUUGCUGCCGGAUGGGUGCCGGGAGCCCCGGCGGGGCUGGAACGAAUAGACUAUCGGCUUGAUCCAGCCUAAGGAGCCUUUCUCUCUGUUCGAUCAAACAGCCCGGACAGGUAGGUGGGUAAUAUUAAAGCCUAGCACCAAACUGGCAGAGAUGCUACAGGGAAGUCACUAUGUGAUGGGUACAACCAGGAUUGUCUCUUUUCUGUCCUAGCCGCUCAGCAUUCUUCCUGAAAACAUCUCAUUUCCUGAGGCACAGAUUGAGAGCACGAUGUUUUGUCACUGCAUGAUAUUUGUGCUUGGAACAGUGCUUGUGAGCAGAGAAACAUUCGCAAUUCGAAGCUGUUCAGUGGAAAACAUGAUAGCCUUCUAUAAUUUCUGCAAUCUCACUUGGGUGCCACCUGUACCUGAACAUGUUGUUAUUCUUUCCCUAAACUUUAAUUUCAUCCGAGAAGUUAAUGCAACCUCAUUCCCUCUGAGGGAGAAAUUAAAAAAAUUAUUCCUUGUGGGCCAAAAAUACUUUCCUUUAACUAUAGGGAAAGAUGCUUUUAGGAAUUUGCCAAACCUCCGACAACUGGAUUUGAAUGGCAACAAAAUGAUGGUGUUAGACCCUGAUGCUUUUGUGGGCUUGUUUAGAGUACGUGAACUUUUUCUAUAUGAAAAUGGGCUUGAUGAAUCCAUUCUGGAAGAGGAUUACCUCAGAGAUUUGAUUUCAUUGGAAUAUCUGAACCUCAGAUAUAAUACAAUCACUCGUGUUCGCCCUCACAAUAUAUUUUAUAAGAUGAAAUCCUUGGAUGUUCUAGAUUUGGGAUUCAACCCUAUUGAAUCUAUCUGUGAAGGGGAUCUUAAUAAUUUUCGAGGAGCAAGGUUCAAAUUGUUUAUUCUUUAUAAUACUAAACUGUAUAUACGUUCUAUGAAUUGGGCUACUUGUGGGAAUCCUUUAAAAAAUGUUAGCAUAGAAACACUGGAUGUUGGGAGUAAUGGCUGGGGUACAACUGUAACGCGGCAAUUCUGUGCAGCUAUUAGAGGAUCCCCACUUUUGGCUUUGAAGAUUUCCUCUCAUACUAUGGGUGCAUCAUUUGGAUUUAAUAAUCUUCCUGAUCCUGAUAUUAAUACAUUUGCAAGUCUUAAUGACAGUGGCCUCAUCUUGCUUGAUAUAUCAGAAGGCUGGAUUUUUUCUCUUAAACCACAAGUAUUUCAGCAUCUCCAUGAUUUGAAGCUGCUGAAUCUUAACAAUAAUAAAAUAAAUAAAAUUGAGACAGGAGCAUUUCUUGGUCUUCAGAAUCUGCAACAUCUAUACCUAUCAAACAAUCUGCUUGGUGAGCUCUUUAAGGACACUUUUGAAGGACUUCCUAAUUUGAUUGAUAUAGAUCUAAAACAUAAUCACAUUGGAGUGAUUGAUAGAGAUCCAUUCAGAUCCUUACCACGGCUUCAACACGUGGAUCUCCGGGAUAACGCUUUAAAAGUAAUCAAUUCUCUCCCAAAUCUCCUCAAUGUUAUGUUAGGUGGCAACCGGAUAGAGACUACACCAUAUUGGAAAAUACAAUUUAUAAAUGCCACACUCCUUAACUUAGAAGGAAACAAAUUGGGGAAUCUGGGUGAUCUCUAUGAACUUCUCCAAUUUCCAGCACUGCAGUAUCUUGUUUUAAAAAGCAAUCGUUUAUCCUAUUGCUUCAAAUACAAAGACAUAGCAAAAGACAAUCAGUUGCUUUACUUGGACCUUGGAGACAACAUGCUAAAGCUUAUAUGGGAGAGAGGUUUAUGUUUGGAUGUGUUCAAAGCCCUUUCCCGCUUGGAAGUUCUCCAUCUCAAUAACAAUUACCUUACUUUCAUCCCGGAGGGUAUAUUUAGUGAGCUAAUGUCACUUAAGACACUUAACUUGUCUAACAACCUAUUGACUUCCAUUUCUCAAGAUUCCUUUCCUACAAACUUGAAAGCUCUUAAUUUGUCAUCAAAUCAGCUAUUUUACCCUGAUCCUCAGAUCUUUGCAACAUUAGACCAGCUGGAUAUCACCCAUAACACAUUUUACUGUAACUGCCUAUUAAGCGACUUUAUUAUGUGGCUAAACCAAACCAAUGUUACUUUAGAUGGCUCACGCUAUGACAUAUUUUGUUCUGGACCGCCAGAAUUUGCUAAUAUUCCUCUCCAUGGCUUAAAUACAGAGAAUUGCAAUGAAGACAAGCUCAUGGAGCCUCUACAGCUAUCACUCUUCAUUUUUACUUGUGUUAGUAUAAUUGUGUUUCUAGUAGCAGUAGUUGUUUUUAUUCGUUUUAGGGGAGUUUGUUUCCUCUCGUAUAAAACACUCAUACAAUUCCUCAUGAAGGAGCUUCCACCAGAUCUGGAUCAACAAGGAUACAAAUAUGAUGCUUAUCUUUGCUAUAGCAGCAAAGACUUUGAAUGGGUCCAAAAUUCCUUGAUAAAGCAUCUAGAUACUCAAUAUUCUAAGAAGAACAGAUUUGCUCUCUGCUUUGAAGACAGAGACUUCCUGCCUGGGGAGGAUCAUAUCAGUAAUAUUCAUGAUGCUGUCUGGAAUUGCAAGAAGACAAUUUGUGUGGUCACAAGACAGUUUCUCAAGGAUGGCUGGUGUGUGGAAGCCUUUAAUUUUGCCCAGAGCAGGUAUCUCUCUGAUCUGGAGGAUAUACUUAUAAUGGUGGUAGCUGGAUCUCUUUCUCAAUAUCAGCUUAUGAAAUAUCAACCAAUCAGGAUCUUUUUGCAAAGAGGGCAGUACCUGAGAUGGCCAGAAGACCAUCAAGAUUUGGAGUGGUUUUUAAACACACUGUCUCAUCAAAUAAUGAAGGAAAAGAAAAUUAAGAAGCCCCCAGCACUAGAAUUGAAGGUUAUGACCGUUUCCUAAUAGGUGUGGUUCCUGGCCAUCAUGCAAGUCUGACUUUCCAGAGAAUUUGUCAGUUCAUUCUGAUAUCAUAGGUCGCCCUUCUUUCUGUCCAAUGAGCUAAGUGAAUCUGAUGCUGAUACUUCUCUGUUAUAUCUCUGGUGAACUCAUUUUUUUCAGUGUAAAAUGUCUGAUUACUUAUAGCGUUAAGUUGUGGAAGCACAGUUAUGGAUGAUUGGUAUGCUAUUUUGGAAGGCUCUUGCACAUGCAUAUCUGCUGAAAUAAAGGAAUGGUGCAGUUUAAUGCAACUAUAAAUGUUGCUGAUGUUGCUCAGCCCAAAAGGUGGGAUGGUGGGGGACAUUACAGUCUCUGCUUUGGUGGCUUCAGAUAAUAGAUCCGUGCAAACAUUCAGAAGAGCAGUGUUUUCCAAUCUUGACAACUUUAAGAAGUGUGGAAGUCCAACUCCCAGAAUUCUGGGAACUCCACACAUCUUAAAGUUGCUAAAGUUGAGAAACACUCUAAUGGAGACUUAGUUUUAUUAGGAGCUAGGAUUCAGACAUCCCCCCCACUCCAGUGUUUUGUAAAGUAUCUCUGUAUUUCUUUGUGCAUUGAGCAAUCAGCCUCUGCAGAUUUGUGCCAAAUUUGGUUCAAGAUAUUAACAUGCCUUCCUGUUUUGAGGGGCCAUCCUUUUUAGAUUUCCUGUUCAUGGAGUAGUUUGUUUAUAUUCAACUAAAAAAAAAAGUAAAACAACAGGGUUGCAGGAAUGCUUGGUAUACAAGGUGAGGUGCAGUUUAACUUGCAUUCUUAUCAUGAAAGAUUGCAGAGAGUGAUAACUGAAAUAUGGAAUGGCUAAACCUUUUCAAUGUACAUUUUUUCAGAUAAAUCUGUGUUUUGUUUUUGCAUACAUAUUUCUUCUCAAGAGCAAUGUUUUGAAAUCUGACUGAGCAGGUCACUCUCCAUCAAAAUGUGUUUGUUUUUUUUGGCUCAGUUAUUCAUUCCCUGUAAAUUAAGCACUUAACCAGGGAGGAUUGCAUCAUUGCAAGUUCUUCCCUUGUCUUCUGUGUGUUUUUGUCACGUGCCCAAGAUAUUCCAAUAUGGCGAUCUACAGAUGUUCUGAUGCAGACUUCCUUUAGCUGUCCAGAUUUGUUGGAUUGCAACUGCCAUAAUUCCAUCCAAAUUUGAGAAAUGUUCAAAGAAUUUCACUACUAUGAGGCAAGGCCUUCCAACAGUAUUUAUUUUGAAUGGAAUAGAAAGAAUGUAUAUAAUAAAAGUUUAAGAACAACUAUCUCAGUGGCUAAGCAAUUUAGUCCUUAGAGUGAAACCCAGUACUUCACCUUUCACAUAUUAUUCUUAUUCCUAUUUUCAUUUUAUACAUAAUAUUAAAGUGUUAAUAAAUAUUUUAAACAUAAUAUUUAAAAAACUAUUUUUGAGCCUCUUGAAUUUGUUUCAUAGUAUCUACCUCAGAACAGGUGUACAUGAGAAUUCCACUCAAUUUGUUUUUUUAUAAAAACUUACCCAAACAUUUUUUCCAAAAUUGAGAAAGAAAAUAUUAAAGAGGUUAAAUUUAGAACCUUAACACAGGAGACCAUAAUAAUGACAGAUUCAUCUAACAUUCAAACAAUAUUCAAAUUAAUUUCCUGUGAAGAGACCAGGUUAUUUUACAUGUGGCUGAAUUAAUUUAAAUAUGGAAUGUUUUACACAAAACAGCAUUCUUGUCUCCUGUUAAUACAAAGUGCAUGAUUAAUCAACUGAUAUCAGGAGUCAUUGUGCAUUUCCAACAUACAUUAUGGAUUAUAAUUGAUAUGUGAUUCACUGAUGUGGAUUUUCAUCUCAAAGAAACUCUUAAAUAUUUCUGUUAGCCUUGCUUUUUGGUCUACUUGUUAUGGGCGAUUAGAAGGCACAAGUUCAGUUAGUGGGCUGCCAAAAGAAUAGCUGAAAUAUGGUAAUGUGCCUCUUUUUUCUCUCUGAAAUGCAGAGGUUAAAUUGGCUGCUGAAAGAAGUACAGAAUAGUCCAGCUGAGAGAGCUGGAGAUGAGGGGAAAAUAAUAUUCAUUCCAUCAAGAAGCAAUUUGCUCCCUUUCUCACAUUAGAAGUGAUUCUCCUAAGCAACCUGCAUGGAAACCCAGUUAAUGGAAAGAGAGCAUCUGUUCCAACAAUGCCAGUUUACUCAACAUCCUUGCCAGACAUGUAGAACAGAGCUUUCUGUCUUAAUCCAGGGUAAGAGAACAUCCAUGUAGUGAUAGGAUAGAGAGGUCAAUACCUUUCUUCUCGCCUUGCUGGAUUUUUAAGUUGGAGAAGAACAAGCUAUAUGUAGCGUAGAAUGAGGGGAGCUGGCCCUUUGCUUUCUAGUAUGCUAGCUUACCUUUGUAAAAUUAGUUUCCUUUAAUAGAAACAAUCUGGGACCCAGGGCAUCUGAUGGGCACCAAGAGAAGUCCCCAAAAGUAGAUUGCCUCCCCCCCCCGAAAUGCCUCGUUGGGAACCUUGAAAAUACAAGCAUGGGUUAUGAUCAUAAAGCAACAGAAGUGUAACUGGACUACUCAAAUAUCUUACUAUGAUACUGGUAAUUUCUAAGUGGUGUUCUCCUGCUGUUCCUGUUUUUUUAAAAAAAUACGUGUCCAAAUUGGGAUAUCUCAAAAAAUCAAAGGAAUGAAAUGUCUACUUCUCUCUUCAAUAACUUUCUCAAAGUGUAAAGUGUUUUGGUUAAAAUAUUGUUUUUCAUUAUACCUAUUUAUGGGAUAUUUUGCAUUCUCACUUUUGUCAUAUUAUGACUUUAACUGGUAUUUUGCUAUGUAUUAUAUAAUGUGAUGUAUAUUUAUUUUGUAUAAUUGAAGGAUUAAAAACAAGCAAGGAUGUUAUUUCUAAAUGCUAAUGUAAAAAUAAACUUUACAAGAGAAAAGUUUA
This is a messenger RNA of Crotalus tigris (Tiger rattlesnake), 6318 nucleotides long. RefSeq names its product toll like receptor 5 (gene TLR5). NCBI's taxonomy places the organism in Eukaryota, Metazoa, Chordata, Lepidosauria, Squamata, Viperidae. Gene Ontology annotation, cellular component: membrane. Gene Ontology annotation, molecular function: protein binding; transmembrane signaling receptor activity. Gene Ontology annotation, biological process: immune response; toll-like receptor signaling pathway; inflammatory response. The transcript has 3 exons. Bases 860 to 3442 code for a protein of 860 amino acids. The record is from RefSeq and is a predicted model, not a curated record.